Molecule: messenger RNA, 1790 nt
Organism: Paraphaeosphaeria sporulosa
Lineage: Eukaryota; Fungi; Ascomycota; Dothideomycetes; Pleosporales; Didymosphaeriaceae
Product: ATP phosphoribosyltransferase
Exons: 3
Coding region: 390-1343 (317 amino acids)
Biological process (GO): L-histidine biosynthetic process
Cellular component (GO): cytoplasm
Molecular function (GO): ATP phosphoribosyltransferase activity; magnesium ion binding
Source: RefSeq, a predicted model, not a curated record
CACGCCAGGUGCAGAACGGCGGCUUCAGCGGUGCGCUGCGGCCCUCGUGCGGUGCUCAUCGCCCAUCCGCGCAUGCAGCCUGCCGUCUAGACCCUUCCUCGUGCUCGGCAUUGGCUUCGCGCACGCAGCGAACGCCCCUCUUUGACGCUACCGAGUCACUUAACUGAGGCCAAUUCUGUACACACCAAAACGACAAAUCUGCGCAUCGGUCCCACGCACGCCCACCGUCUGCAUCCACCCCGGUACCCAUCCUCAGUCCUCGCAGGCCCAAUUACAUCCCCCGACGUGGGCACUCGUUGCACGUCUGCAUCGCCAGCAAUCUAGGCUAGCAGACCUUGACGCCGCGGCCUGCGCCGCCGUACCCCAGAUUGAAGCACGGAAUAAGAACCAUGGAGUUCGUCAGUUCCCUGAACGAUCGCUUGUUGUUUGCGGUCCCCAAGAAGGGCCGACUCAACCAGGCAUGCUUGGACCUGCUCCACGGCUCAGACAUCCAAUUCCACCGUCACUCGCGCCUCGAUAUCGCCCUCGUUAAGAACCUCCCGCUUGCUCUCAUCUUCUUGCCUGCUGCCGACAUUCCCACAUUCGUUGGAGAAGGAAGAGUCGAUCUCGGUAUCACCGGAAGAGAUCAGGUUGCAGAACAUGAAUGCGCCGAGCCGCCCACGGCCACUACUGGCGUGGUAGAGGUCAUGGACCUUGACUUUGGAAGAUGCAAGCUGCAGGUUCAGGUGCCUCAGAAGGGCGACAUGACCAAGCCGGAAGACCUGAUCGGAAAGAAUGUUGUCACAAGCUUCACCAACCUCACGGAGCAAUACUUCAGGAAGCUGGAGGCACAGCAGGCUGGCGAUGCGACCAACGGCGACGCGACUGGCGAGAAGACCAAGCUGAAAACAAAGAUAAAGUACGUUGGUGGAAGUGUCGAGGCCGCCUGCGCCCUUGGUGUUGCAGAUGGCAUCGUCGAUCUUGUCGAGUCGGGAGAAACUAUGCGCGCCGCGGGAUUGCAUGCUAUUUCUACAGUCGUCGAUACGAGUGCCAUCUUGAUCAAGUCAAAACACCCGUCUGACACCAAGCUGGUGGAACUCAUCACUGCCAGGAUUAAGGGUGUUAUCACUGCGCAGAGAUAUGUUCUUUGCACCUACAACGUCGAGCGAAGCAAGCUCGAAGUCGCAUCCAAGAUUACCCCGGGCAAGCGCGCGCCGACAGUGAAUUCUCUCGAGGAGGACGGAUGGGUUGCAGUUUCCGUCAUGGUAGAGCGAAAGCAGAUUGCCAUCGUCAUGGACAAGCUCACCGAGGCUGGAGCCUGCGACAUCCUCGUGACGAAAAUCGAAAAUGCUCGCGCCCAGUAAGGCACAGGAGAAAGGGUGGCUGUAGCGGGAGUUUGAGGAUGCAGUCUUGGCCCAGGUGCGGACUGAGUAUUGCGGCACGGUAUUAACGUCAACGACCUUCACGUACUUGGGAUCGGCAUAGAACUUUUCUUGGAAUAUCACGAAUUUACGAGAAGAGAUAGAGGGAACGGCGCUUACCGUUGUUGCAGGAGAUAGAGUGCGCGAUCAAAUCAAGUCUUCACCACCACAUGCACGUACGCUCACCUCAGAUUAAUAUUGAGUGCAGUGAGACCGAGAAGGAGCUUCUGCUCGAAUCACUGAGGUGGCCUGGAGCCGGAGAAGGCGUCCUUUGGAGGACCCCUGUAAUUUGUCAAUAGAGGAUAUUCCUGAGCCCACUCUGACCUGCAGUACUUCUUCGCUAUCGCUCGAGUUGGACUCGAUCCCACUGGUCUGACCUAUCUGCACUGA